Messenger RNA from Chiloscyllium plagiosum (whitespotted bambooshark), 1942 nucleotides. Lineage: Eukaryota; Metazoa; Chordata; Chondrichthyes; Orectolobiformes; Hemiscylliidae. The record is from RefSeq and is a predicted model, not a curated record.
UGACGGUCUGCUGCAGUGAUCCCUUCAUCCCACAGUUUGAUGGUGUCGGUCAAAGACAUGCUGAGCCCGGCCGUUUGGUGUGAAAUAGAAGGAUGUCUGAGGUUGUGACUGUUUUUGGUGCUGACAAGUGCCAAGGGAAAGCUAUAGCCACCGCCUUGCUCCAAGAUGGUGAUUUCACAGUGCGGGCUGUAGUUCAAGAGUUAACCUCUCCCACUGCUCAGGAACUGCAGACAGCAGGGGCACACCCAUUACUGGUAGACUUCAACAACCCUGACAGCAUCAGCGCCACUUUGUGUGGUGCACACAAGUGCUUUGUCAUCACCCACACAGAUUUCAACAACAAGGAUUCUCUGAGGGCUGAAGUUCAGCAGGGCCACAGGAUAGCUGACAUAUGUAAACAGCACAACAUUAGGCAGAUUGUGCUUAGUGGAGCUCAUCAUGUUCACAGGAAAUACGGUCUCCCAGCAAGACACAUGGAUGCAAAAGCAUGCAUCAAUGAUUACAUGAAUGAAAUUGGUUUGCCCAAGACGGAGAUUAUAGUUCCAUUUUACUUUGAAAGUUUUCUGACAACAUUCAAACCAAACCCAGUUGGAAAUAACACUUACAAAAUUGUCAUUCCUAUGGGAGAAACAGCCAUGGAUGGAAUAAGUAUCAACCAGAUUGGUCCAAUUGUGACAGCCUUGUUUAAAAGCCCACAGCGUUGGAUUGGAAAGAGCUGCUUUCUGUCAGCAGGCAGGCUGAAGAUCCAGGAAUAUGCACAAAUUCUCACACACCACCUAUAUCCCAAACAAUUUAAAGAUUCCCGGAUUUCAGUCCGAGAGUUUGUGGAGUUCUUUGGAGGACCAGGAGCUGAGGACCUUGGGAAUAUGUUUGAAUUUUGGAAGCGUGGUGGACAGAAAAUGAACUAUGCUUUGACUCUGGAGCUGUAUCCAGAGUUACAACAAUUCCAACAGUGGGUUUCAGCUAACAGUACCUUACUCAGGACUGCUCUGGAUAAUGAACAGUCAGAAUUGACAGACAGAUGAAUGCAUGCGAAUAGAGAGUAACUGCUGUUCCUAAAUCUUUUACAGAAAAUUUAGCAAAUUAGUAACACUAGGAAAUUUGCAAUAUCCUACUGGAGGAUGUAUCAUUGACCACAUUUAUCAAGUGUUGGUUCUCAGAAAUAAAAUGCAUUCUUUUGCGUUUAUGUGCAUAUUUAUUUUCUCUCUCUUUUCUCCCCAGCUCAUUGAGUCAAACUGUCCUUCAGAUUGCAAUUUGCUUUGGACCUCUGCCAAUGUCACUCUGAGCAGCCCAGAAGUGGUAUGGCUCCAAAAUCUCCUCAUCCCAUUUAUACAUUGCAGAAUUAGUAUCAGAGAGCCUUGAACCAGGACAGACCAAACUGUGGCUGAUGCAGCCAUAUUACAGGACAUUUGGUUCUCCUACAUCAGUUAGGUUCUGCCUUGACUGAAUCAGUGAGAAAAAUGUAAUACUUGCAAAUUAGGGCUACAACUGACUAAUCUCCACAUUCAUGUCUGUGGUUCUGCUGCUGAUUUUAACAUAUUUUUGCACUAUCUUCCAUAUAUAGAUGUGAAGAUAAAACCUCAGCCACAAAGGGCUAAUGUCUGCAUGUGAUGUAAGAAGUAGUAAUUUGUAAAAGCAAGAAGUACUGUAUAUAACAAAUAUAAAACUAUUUUAAUUUUCAGCCAUCAAGCAAACUUAGUAUUUUAAAUUAAAUUUCACCAUUAACCAGUUAGUAAGAGUUAAUUUUAUAGUUUUCCAGUAAUUCUCCAGCAUUGUGGUUAUGAGCUGUUGAAAUGUAACUUCCUGUUUUGAAACUGAAGUUUUUUUAUAAAAUGCUAUAAGUUCAGUAUUGUGUGCCUUUUACAGCGAACUGCAGGUCUCUCUUAGAGGAGAAAGUGAGGUCUGCAGAUGCUGGAGAUCAAAGUUGAAACUUUAUUGCUGG